This is a messenger RNA of Tilletiopsis washingtonensis, 1002 nucleotides long. RefSeq names its product putative PHO85-cyclin-dependent protein kinase. The coding region runs from base 1 to 1002 and encodes 333 amino acids. The transcript has 4 exons. Gene Ontology annotation, cellular component: nucleus; cytoplasm. NCBI's taxonomy places the organism in Eukaryota, Fungi, Basidiomycota, Exobasidiomycetes, Entylomatales. The record is from RefSeq and is a predicted model, not a curated record. Gene Ontology annotation, biological process: protein phosphorylation. Gene Ontology annotation, molecular function: cyclin-dependent protein serine/threonine kinase activity; ATP binding.
AUGGCUGUGCGCACGGGCACUGACACGACUGGGCACGCAGGUGAGGGAACGUAUGCGACGGUCUUCAAGGGGCGCUCGCGCACGACAAACGAGGUCGUGGCGCUAAAGGAGAUCCACCUCGAUGCCGAGGAGGGCACGCCGUCGACGGCGAUCCGCGAGAUCUCGCUGAUGAAGGAGCUGCGGCACGUCAACAUCGUGCGGCUGCACGACGUCAUCCACACGGAGAGCAAGCUCAUGCUCGUGUUCGAGUUCAUGGAGCAGGACCUCAAGAAGUACAUGGACAUCCACGGCGAGCGCGGCGCCCUCGACCCGACGACGGUGCGCAGCUUCAUGUUCCAGCUGCUCAAGGGCACGGCCUUCUGCCACGAGAAUCGCGUGCUGCACCGCGACCUGAAGCCGCAGAACCUGCUGAUCAACAAGCGCGGCGAGCUGAAGCUGGCCGACUUUGGUCUGGCGCGUGCGUUCGGCAUUCCCGUCAACACCUUCUCCAACGAAGUCGUGACGCUGUGGUACCGCGCGCCCGACGUGCUGCUCGGCUCGCGCACGUACAGCACGAGCAUCGACGUGUGGAGCGCCGGCUGCAUCAUGGCCGAGAUGAUCAGCGGCGUGCCGCUCUUCCGCGGCCGCGACAACAACGACCAGCUCAACCAGAUCCUGCGCAUCCUCGGCACGCCCGACGAGAACACGAUCAAGCGCCUCGUGAACGACUCGCCCGAGAUCCAGAUCCGGCCCUUCCCGCGCAUGCCCAAGGUGCCCUUCCAACAACUCUACCCCAAGGCACACCCGCUGGCGAUCGAUCUGCUCGAGAAGCUGCUCAAGUUUGACCCGACGCAGCGCAUCUCGGCCGACGAGGCGCUGCGCCACCCCUACUUCACCACGAGCCACGCCAUCAGUGGACAGCAGGGUCAGGGCCAGCAGCAACAACAGGCGCAGCAGCAGCAGCAGCCCCAGGGGCAGGCGCAGAAUGGAGGGUGGGCACAGGUGCGUGUCGCUCGUGGCUGA